Molecule: messenger RNA, 1142 nt
Organism: Trichosurus vulpecula (common brushtail)
Lineage: Eukaryota; Metazoa; Chordata; Mammalia; Diprotodontia; Phalangeridae
Gene: TTC32
Product: tetratricopeptide repeat domain 32
Exons: 3
Coding region: 82-525 (147 amino acids)
Molecular function (GO): protein binding
Source: RefSeq, a predicted model, not a curated record
AACGGAGUUCCUCCUACCGGACGCACCCCAGCCCCGACCCUGGCCCGGCCCCACCCCCAAGGGAGAAGGAGCUUGGCGGCCAUGGAUGGGCAGCCUCCCCGCGUCGGCGACGGGCCCCUGGCCGAGGCCCACGCGCACUUCCGGAGGGGCGAACACGAUGAAGCCGAGGCACUCUAUUCGGCCUACAUUCGCCAGUGCGCCUGCGCAGACGGGGGAGCGCGCGCUGACCCCCGCUGCUCCCCCCGGGACCUGGCCACCGCCUACAACAACCGGGGUCAGAUCAAGUAUCUUCGGGUGGACUUCUACGAGGCCGUGGAGGACUACAGUGCGGCCAUUGAGGCGCUGCCCCGCUUCGAGGUCCCCUACUACAACCGAGGCUUGAUAUUCUACAGGAUGGGACAGUUCGAGGAAGCUUUGGAAGAUUUCAGGAAGGUGUUAGACUUGAAUCCUGCCUUCCAGGAUGCCUCGCUGAGCUUGAAGCAGACCAUCUUAGAUAGAGAAGAAAAACAGAAGAGAAGUUACUAAGAAUCCUGCCCUGAUGAAAGCAUUUACUGCUCCUUCACCCGACAGCCUGGAUUGUGUUUGUUGUCAGCUAACGCAGAAGAAUCCUUGGAGAUGCUUCCAUUCCCCUUUAAGAUAAAGGGAUGCUUGAUAAGCAGGGGGAGCAAGGAUGGGCGGGUGGCCUGGGCCUUCCAAUGGUUUCAGGGUGACCAAAUGGAUGAGCAUUUUUAAGGCUUGUGUUGAAUGAUAAUUUUUCAGUGUUCAAAUAUUUGAAUUGGUAAAAAUGUGUAUUAUUGUAGUUGAGAUUUACAGACGUGCAGUUUUUCUUUAGUAAUCCUAUUUUAGUAGGUCUAUGAUAAAACAAAUUAUUGGAAUAAAAGAAAAGAAUUCUACUUUCAAGGAAGGAUAAUUUGAAAUUGCACAUUCCUUACAUGGCUGUUGUCAGAAGGUCCUUUGCACACCUUCACCGCCUGCAGAGAUGAGGGGGCAGCUGUUGUGCCCCGAUAAUGUCUGGUUGUGGUCGAGAUUUACUCUCUACAAACACUGUACAAAGGUUCCUGUCAGAGGACAGUUUGAUUUUUCUGGUGAGAAAUAUUGAUGACGUGCUAAUGACAGAAAAUAAACCUAAAAAUACAGUCUCC